This is a messenger RNA of Carya illinoinensis, 1853 nucleotides long. RefSeq names its product RNA polymerase II C-terminal domain phosphatase-like 4. Gene Ontology annotation, molecular function: RNA polymerase II CTD heptapeptide repeat phosphatase activity. Gene Ontology annotation, cellular component: nucleus. The transcript has 8 exons. The coding region runs from base 313 to 1653 and encodes 446 amino acids. Lineage: Eukaryota; Viridiplantae; Streptophyta; Magnoliopsida; Fagales; Juglandaceae. The record is from RefSeq and is a predicted model, not a curated record.
CUGGGGAAACGAAAAUUAUUGUGGUAGUUUUCCGUUCGGCUUUCCUGCCUUUUCGCUCCCUCCCUCUCGUUUUCCCCCCAACUGGAAUUCCGAGAGACUCAGACAGAGAGAGAGAGAUCCAAGAAAGAAAGGAAAAGAAAAAAUUCGAACAACUUUAUAGUCUAUCUUCCUUCUCUUCAUCUUUGCUUUAGUAUUUGAGAUAAAAGACCUUUCCGAUCCGAACAAAGGAAUGUAAUUGGAACGAGACUUGCGCUUUCAAUUUCUUACUUCAGUUGAUAGAUGUAUUUCGUGAAUUGAGGUUAAUAAAUACAGAUGAGCCUCGUGACUGAUUCUCCGGUACGUUCAUCGAGUAGCGACGACUUCGUGACGUUCCUCGAUGCAUCACUCGAUUCGGAUUCUUCCGAAGAAGCUGAAGAUUCCAGUCACCUUGAAACCCAAAGGAUAAAACGGAGCAAAGUGGAGAUUAUGGAAAACGUAGAGGAAGGUUCGGAGUCAACUUCACUUACGCCAUCCCUAGAACAGACCGAAGAAGCAUCCAUAAAGAAGGAUGCUUGUACACAUCCUGGUUCUUUCGGAGAGAUGUGUAUACUGUGUGGGCAAAGGCUGGAUGACAAAUUUGGUGUGACAUUUGGGUACAUUCACAAGGGACUUAGACUUCAGAAUGAUGAAGUUGUCAGAUUGCAAAAUACAGACAUGAAGAAUUUAUUACGCCAUAAGAAGCUUUGCUUGGUUCUUGAUCUGGACCAUACACUGCUAAACUCUACACUGCUUAUACACAUGACAUUAGAAGAGGAAUAUUUAAAGAGCCAAACAAAUUCACUGCAGGAUAUCUCAAAAGGCAGCCUCUUCAUGUUGGACUAUAUGCAUAUAAUGACCAAGUUAAGGCCUUUUGUUCGCACAUUUUUAAAAGAAGCAAGUGAAAUGUUUGAGAUGUACAUCUACACAAUGGGCGAUCGGCCCUAUGCAUUGGAAAUGGCUAAGCUCCUUGAUCCUCAAAGAGAGUACUUCAGCUCUAGGGUGAUUUCACGCGAUGAUGGCACCCAUAAACAUCAAAAGGGUCUUGAUGUUGUGCUGGGGCAAGAAAGUGCUGCUCUCAUUCUUGAUGAUACAGAAAAUGCGUGGCCAAAGCACAAGGAAAAUUUGAUAUUGAUGGAAAGAUAUCAUUUCUUUGCUUCAAGUUGUCACCAAUUUGGCUUCAGUUGUAAAUCUCUUUCUGAGUUGAAGAAUGAUGAAAGUGAGACAGACGGAGCCCUUGCAGCUGUUCUUAAAGUUCUUAAGCGAGUCCACAAGAUGUUCUUUGAUGAACUUAAGGAGACUCUUGUUGACAGAGAUGUGAGGCAGGUGCUGAAAUUGAUUAAGAAGGAAGUCCUGAAGGGGUGUAAGCUUGUCUUUAGUCGUGUAUUUCCCACUAGAUUCCAGGCUGAUAAUCACCAUCUCUGGAAGCUGGCAGAGGAUUUGGGAGCUACUUGUUCAACGGAGAUUGAUCCGUCUGUGACACAUGUGAUCUCAACAGAUGCUGGAACAGAGAAAUCUCAUUGGGCAGUGAAACAUAUGAAGUUUUUGGUCCAUCCACGGUGGAUAGAAGCUGCUAAUUAUAUGUGGCAAAAGCAGCCUGAAGAGAAAUAUACUGUCAACCAAACCAAGAACCAAUAACUAACCAUUCAAUGUCAAUGCUAACUCUUGGUAGUGAUGUAUUGGUUUGAGGUAAUGACUACUCUCCAGCUAUGUAGACCUUUUAAAAAACUAUGAAUGCCUAACUAUGUUUCAUAGACUGUUGGGAUCUAGGUUUGAUCAUUUCAAAUCACCUACAAGCUUAGAAAAAGGAUAAUGGUCAUAUAAAAUGUGGACGCUGA